UUCCUCAUUAUGAUCAACGCGUUGCAUUCCCUACAAGUUCGAUGGUCUUACAAAACGUCAAACAUGCUCCUGAUUUGGGGCAUUUUCUUCGCUUUAGCAAGUUUUAGCUGUGUCAACUGUUUGUCGUGCCUGCACUGCACGGACAUCCAGAAUCCUCGUCACUGUAAAUAUGUCACGGCUUGCCAGUUAGGAGAGGUUUGUCAUAUUCACCAGAAAACUAACGUCUUUGGGGAUGUGCUGUUUGACCUGGGGUGUAUACGCUCAUCGGCGUGUUCGAACCGUUCUCAUGGAAACAACGCGUGUGACGAAUGCUGCAAUACAGACUUAUGCAACUCGGCUGGAUGUGGACAACCCGGAUAUCCACACAAUCGCGGUCCAAUAUGCUACAGUUGUUCAUCUCAAACCACCGAAGGAAACUGUCAUAAAAUUGACUUUUGUGGAAGCCACGAGGUAUGCACGAUAGACACAGAACGCGAGUUUGGAGACACCGUGUACACGUCUCAGUGCGCUGUAUCGGCGUAUUGUGAAGAGCACAAGACGGAAGUUGCAGCAAUUAUUGGCAGGUCUGUGUCGGAUGAUACGAGGUCAAUAACGGAAACCACUUGUCGUCGAUGUUGCGAUAAAGAUCUUUGCAACAGUUAUUGCAAACCGUUUAAAGACUGCCAGGAUCUACAAACAUUCACCAUCAGCAGCGGCGUGUACAGUGUCAGACCAGAUGGGACUAACGAAGACAUUGAAGUGUACUGUGACAUGACAACUGACGGAGGGGGAUGGACGGUAUUUCAACGUCGUGUAAAUGGAUCUGUGGAUUUCUAUCAAAAUUUCUUUAUGUACGAAAACGGCUUUGGAAGCGCUCGUGGCGAAUACUGGCUUGGUUUGAAGUACAUGCAUGCUAUGACAUCCAAAGGUCAAUUAGAACUGCGGAUCGACUUGAUGGCAGCUAAUGGAACCAUGGUUUAUGAAGUGUUUCCUAACUUUAACGUGUCGUUAUCACCUAAUUACACGAUGAAUGCUGGCAGUGGUCACGGAACUGCUGGCGAUGCGCUAUGGGGAGUCAGAGGAAAACCAUUUUCAACUUAUGACAAAGACAACACCUCUCUUGGCUGCGCUAAACGUAACCACGGAGGCUGGUGGUACGGGGGUGGUGCAUCGGCUAAUCUAAAUGGAUUGUACCAAACGCCUGGAACAGACAUUUCUUACGAUUCUACUGGUAUUUAUUACAUUGGAUUUGGAUUGGAAGCACUGAAAGAAACAAAACUGAUAAAGUAUGCCGAGAAGGAAGGGGGCUGCAAAGCAGCUACGAAAGCAAAACCGAGAACUCCAUCACCAGCGAAUGAUGGGUUCGAGGUUGUUCUUGAGCCAGAACCUAUCUGUAACAGUGGGCCCACUGAAACAACAGAAAGCGGAGCCCAAUCAGAUGUGUCUAGCGUUGUCGGUACCCGACCAAAGAAGGCAAAACUAUUGUCCACUCUAACACCAGUAGAGGAACAGACUAUGUUUGAGUGGCUGGAGGCACACCCGAUACUUUAUAAAAAUUAA
Dreissena polymorpha is the source of this 1539-nucleotide messenger RNA. RefSeq lists its product as uncharacterized. NCBI's taxonomy places the organism in Eukaryota, Metazoa, Mollusca, Bivalvia, Myida, Dreissenidae. The transcript has 13 exons. The coding region runs from base 10 to 1539 and encodes 509 amino acids. The record is from RefSeq and is a predicted model, not a curated record.